UUCGACAAUUUCGUGCAGUCUGAUGGCGUCGACGUCGCCGAUAAAGGUAUAAAGUGGGCAAGGGCUCCAGAAUUUUGUUGCACAAGUCGGUGGUUUUCAGGACCAUCAUUUUUAUCGGAUACCGAGGAGAAAGGGCCUAGAGCGAAUCUUGACAGCAAACUCGACACAGAACUAAUAUGUCAUGUAGAGAUGCAACCGACAUUACAGUUAUCGUUGAUGGCUAUAAUACCUAGUCCGUCGCGCUUCCAUACCUGGGAGAAGCUGCGAGGCACCCAAAGCUCUAUACUUCGUUUUCUUCGCAAUAUUUCACGAACGGCAAAUAUAUCGGACAAUUUACAGAACUUAAUCAAGGCGGCCGAUGUAGAAGUGCCGAGCUUGCUAUUAUUCAGCACUGCCAAGAAGAAAUAUUUGGAAAAGAGAUAAGGCGUCUAAGGGCUGGUGAAAUAGUUAAACGCGAAAGCAUACUCUACAAGUGCUCGCCGUAUAUAGACGAGAUGGGGGUACUUAGAGUACGGGGCAGAAUAGACAUGGCGGAGGAUGUCGCAUUUGAGGUCAGACGACCCAUAAUAUUACCACGCAACAGUCGAGUAACCGACUGUCACCGACUUUUACCACCGCCAAUUCCACCAUCACCACAACGAGAUAGUAGUUAACGAAAUGAGACAGCGCUAUUUUGUUCCAGGUCUAAGAGCAUUGGUUAGAGCCACGGCGAAAUCGUGUCAAUGGUGCCGAAAUCGUCGCGCCAUUCCGCGUCCCCCAGAGAUGGGCCAUCUGCCGAAAGAGAGAUUUGCGAUACUUGCAAGGCCUUUUACAAACACUGGCAUUGACUUCUUCGGACCUUUCGAAAUAGCAGUAGGCAGACUUCGGGAAAAACGCUGGGGCGUUCUCUUCACGUGCCUGACGAUUCGGGCAGUGAAUAUUGAGCUCUCCCUUUCGCUUUCAACUGAUACGUUUCUUCUGACUCUUAAGCAAUUCAUGGCACGUCGCGGCGUUCCAAAGUGUAUAUGGUCGGAUAAUGGGACACAUUUCCGUGGGGCUAGUCGCGUUCUUCAAGAGGAAAUUCAACGGUUAUCAUGUGGAGAGGUGGAACGCCACCACCCUAAAAUCAAAUGGAAUUUUAUAACCCCCGCUGCACCUCACAUGGGCGGGGAAUGGGAGCGAAUGGUUAGGUCGGUCAAAUCAAUAUUGAUGGAUAUUCUGGAAAAGGCUAAUCUGCGAGAGGAAGCACUUCGAGCGACGUUAGCUGACGUGGAACAUAUUUUAAACUCCCGUCCCCUAACUUAUGUGCCUCUGGACACUCCGGAAAUGGAUGCUUUAACACUUAACCAUUUUCUUUUAGGCAGCUCCAAUGGUAUUCGCGACAGCGACGAAACCAGGGGGAAUGGUUCUACACUUACCAAAAUCUUUCGUUGGAUUCGCGAGUACUUACCCUGCUUAACAAGGUGCGGUAAAUGGUUCGAAAGGUCUUCUGAUCCUAUAGGGCUCGACGAUGUCGUUAUUAUUGUAGAUGACAAUGCAAAACGAAAUACAUGGCGAAAGGGCAUCGUCAUCUACGUAUAUCUGGGCAAUGAUGGAGAGGUGCGGAGUGCAGUCGUGAAAACAACCGACUUAUUAGUCACGACCAUAAAGUUACCUAAGCUCGACGUCAAGGAGCAAGCCUCGUAAGACGGAGCUUUACGAAGUUUACGGAGGGGGGAUGUUAUCUCGCCUCGACUCAACUUUAUUCAACGUCUCCGAAUUUUAACGACGACGGCUUCGAGCUUUGCAAACGUCAUAACUCUCGCUCAUCUGCUGUCAUCACGCUGUCACUGACCUCUCGCGCCUUUGACUUCAAUUUCUUUCCUUUUUCACGUGGGUUUCUAGCCGAGCAGAAGUAAAUCUUAUAUAUAUAAUCCUUAUCCUGAGUUUCAUUUUCGCCCGAAAAUCUUCACUUUUCGGUUAAUAUGAAUUUAGCCGGAAAAUUUUUCGCUUUCGAACAUAAUUUUCGCUUAUCGGCAACUCUAAUUCCGGGCGAAAAGAAUAGCCAUUUUUGUGGAAAUAUUUCACUUUGUUUUGAGACGCGAACAAAAUAGCUGCAACAUGAGUAAAGCAAUAAAUAAAGUUCAAAGUGAUAUCCUGCUGAGUAGGAUGCAAGAAAAUCCUGACAUUGCCCGGGGCUUCGUAAGGGAAAACAGGGAGAACCUCGCAGAAUUUUGGAAACAAUUGACUUUGGAAUUGUAUAGCGCAGGCCCUCCAGUAAAAAAGGAAAUGCAAAGGAAUAUGCAUCUGGCUGAAAUGAAGUGGUACAAUUUAGCGAAGGAAAAAUUAAAAAAGGAAGACCUUGCAAUAAAGCGCCACAUGCUUGAAAUCAAAGCGGAAAAGCUAGUUCUGUUUCGUCAUAAAAAGGCUCGGAACUAAAGUCUUA
This is a messenger RNA of Rhagoletis zephyria (snowberry fruit fly), 2404 nucleotides long. RefSeq lists its product as uncharacterized. Lineage: Eukaryota; Metazoa; Arthropoda; Insecta; Diptera; Tephritidae. Gene Ontology annotation, biological process: DNA integration. Gene Ontology annotation, molecular function: nucleic acid binding. The record is from RefSeq and is a predicted model, not a curated record.